GCUAUUAAUAAAGAAAUUCUGUAUAAAAGAUUUAUUUCUGUUGAAACUCGUGUGUGAUCAGGGCUUAUCCAGAAAUUCACCUUCUGUUGGUCGUUCCGGUGAAUAUUUUAAUCUUCGCUUGCGAGACUCCAGAGAAGGCUUAUAUUAAUAUAUUAAUAUUAUUAAUAUUUCGAGUUUUGGAGGUGCAUCAUCAAGCGAAUCGUCGGAACCAGCGAUGGAGUUCAGAGGAAUUCAAUUGAUAGUAUUCAUCGCAGUUAGCAUUUCCUGUGGAUAUUCAACAGAUCUUUUGAGAAUUAUUAACGGCAAAUCCGCGAUGUUGGGGCGUUAUCCACAUCAGGUCUCCAUCCAGAGGAUGAAUUGGCAUACCUGUGGAGGAAGUAUUAUCGAUGAAAUUCAUAUUUUAACUGCCGCGCACUGUGUGGUUUCGAAUAAUUAUAAUGUUGAUCUCAAAGGGCUGCGAGUUGUCACAGGUGUAAUCGAUAGGGCACAGUCAAAUUUCACCAAUACAUUCAGAGUUUCCAUGGUGUAUUACCAUAGAUAUUUCCGCCCACAGCCACCGGCGAAUGAUAUUGCUAUUUUGAAAUUGAGCAGACAAAUACCUUUCAACGAUUAUCAAAGGCCAAUUAAAUUACCAACUCAAAACACACAAUCGAGAGUAGAGGUUACCGUAACCGGCUGGGGCAGAGGAUAUCAUGACAAUAGGAGAAGAAAACAGAUGAGAUAUUUACAGAAACUUAACAUGAUAACAGUAAGCCUAAGGGUAUGCCAAUAUAUUUAUGGGAGAGUGAUCACCCCUCGACAACUAUGCGCUAAAGGCGCCCCAGGAAGUGGAAUGUGUAUCGGUGAUAGCGGUGGUGCUCUCACCCACAAUGAUGAAAUCGUCGGGAUCGCCUCGUGGGUUGAGAUUGGUGAUGGGCUUCCAUGUGCUAAAGCAAGCCCAGAUGUCUUCACACGUGUUUAUGCUUAUCUUCCAUGGAUCAACGAUGUUUUGUCACUAAGUCAUCAAAAAUCACGAUAAUUUUCCACAAUAAUUUGAUUGAUUAUAGUGUAAAUUUUUUGAAAAUUCUAUUUACAAUCGAUUACCUUUAUCAAGACGGAAUACUAUUGGCUCAUCAACUCAUUAUUAUGAGCAACAAUAUCUUAUAAAUAGUGAAUGAAAAUUGCUUUGAUAAAAUAAAGAUAAUUAUUGUUAUUGAAAAA
Molecule: messenger RNA, 1200 nt
Organism: Fopius arisanus
Lineage: Eukaryota; Metazoa; Arthropoda; Insecta; Hymenoptera; Braconidae
Product: chymotrypsin-2
Exons: 5
Coding region: 215-1018 (267 amino acids)
Biological process (GO): proteolysis
Molecular function (GO): serine-type endopeptidase activity
Source: RefSeq, a predicted model, not a curated record